Messenger RNA from Exophiala mesophila, 997 nucleotides. RefSeq names its product nucleoside diphosphate kinase. The coding region runs from base 147 to 608 and encodes 153 amino acids. The record is from RefSeq and is a predicted model, not a curated record. Gene Ontology annotation, molecular function: nucleoside diphosphate kinase activity. Gene Ontology annotation, biological process: GTP biosynthetic process; CTP biosynthetic process; UTP biosynthetic process. Lineage: Eukaryota; Fungi; Ascomycota; Eurotiomycetes; Chaetothyriales; Herpotrichiellaceae. The transcript has 6 exons.
CAACAUUUUGCCCCACACUCGCUCAUAAAAUAUUUCACUACUUGCAUUGACCGCAAGUACAAGUUCAUUCUCUCCCUUCUCACAAGCUCUCUAAACAACAAAUUCAGUGUGUCCUUGUUGCUCAACACUCUUACAUCACCUUCAUCAUGUCUACUGAACAAACUUUCAUCGCCGUUAAGCCUGAUGGCGUUCAGCGCGGCCUUGUCGGAGACAUCAUCUCCCGUUUCGAGAAGCGAGGAUACAAGCUGGUUGCUUUGAAGCUCGUCACUCCCUCCAAGGAGCAUCUCGAGAAGCACUAUGCCGAUCUCUCUGAGAAGCCUUUCUUCAAGGGCCUUGUCACAUAUAUGUUGAGCGGUCCUAUCGUUGCUAUGGUCUGGGAAGGCCGUGACGCAGUCAAGACUGGCCGAACGAUCCUUGGUGCCACCAACCCUCUUGCCUCUGCCCCCGGUACCAUCCGAGGUGACUAUGCCAUUGACGUCGGCCGCAAUGUCUGCCACGGCUCCGAUAGCGUUGAGAACGGAAAGAAGGAGAUUGCCUUGUGGUUCAAGCCCGAGGAGGUUGCCAGCUACAAGUCGGCCCAGUUCGACUGGAUCUACGAGAAGGCAUAAAUUGUUGAGCGAGUGAGACGAUAGAUGGUACAUGAUACGAGGGUCAAGUUUUCCAACACCUUCUAGGAUGGCCAUCGUCUAUGUCAACUCAUGAAGUCAAGACAGGCAUGAAUAGAUGUAUCCAAAAUUGGGUAAUCAAGAAAAUGAUGGUACAAGUCUAAUGUGACAUAUCAUGUAAUGCUGGGAUCUCGUUAGGCAGCGUGCGGCUUACCGGGUCCAAAUAGAACGGACAACGUUGCCGACAGGGAUAAUUGUCCAGCGGGCAAACCAAGGAGAGGCCCAGACACUGAGAGCAAGACGAAAAGGUAGCAAUACCUUGACGGCAGCAUAUGCAGUUGCCAACUCGACGAUCCACCUGGUGGAGUUGUAGUUACGACCAGACUGUUGGG